Messenger RNA from Bacidia gigantensis, 360 nucleotides. RefSeq lists its product as uncharacterized. NCBI's taxonomy places the organism in Eukaryota, Fungi, Ascomycota, Lecanoromycetes, Lecanorales, Ramalinaceae. The transcript has 3 exons. The record is from RefSeq and is a predicted model, not a curated record. The coding region runs from base 1 to 360 and encodes 119 amino acids.
AUGGUCCAACUAAAGCAACAAUUCCAGGGCUAUGAGUCCGUUGAGAAUUCCAAUAAAGAUAAGAAGCCUUGCUUCGAAGUUGAAGCUGUUGAAGUGGAAGGAGCGCGUUUUAUUCAGGAUGAAUCUCGUCUUCGACAUCUGAUCAUAACCUACAAACCCGCCAACUUCGAUGCAGGUACCUUUAUGAAUUGGUGGAAUCGUCGUCUUGUCAAGGAAGCACAUGAUGGUCCAUUCCAUAUGGUUGCUCUAGACGUGCUCUUCUACAACGGAGAAGAAUUACAUGCCUUUGCAGUCCAACUAGAAAUGGAGUCGUAUGCGCCACAGGUGAUCAACGUAUUCAAUCGGCUGGGCGACGAGUAA